ACUUCGCCAAACAGGAAAAGAUGCGCAGGAACGACAAACUUCGGUAGCGGUCCCGUGACCCCGAUCUGAUUCUUCCCGUCUUCCAUGUAUCUCAGCUCGGAUCCUACUCAGGCUUCGAAAUUUGACUAAAAUCAGCUCUAAUCUUGGUAUUUGACCAUUAUGCCGUGUUCCAGCAGUUGAGAACGGAUGAUAUUUGCCGAGUCUCCACCCUGAUCGCUGUAAUCACACAACACUAUCUCUUUCAGUCCACACUUGGAAAUCGAUAUCGUUCUCGGAAUAGUCGGUUUGAGAGAAAGAGCAUUCCCAAGACCGUCGCAUUCUGAGUUGAAUGUCCAGGACUUUCAGGUAAGGCGCGUGGAACCAGAUUUGAGUCAGGAUGUUCAAAAAGCUGGUAGAUUCAUCACUGCCAAAAUACCUGGCGGAGUGUUCAAGAACGUCAUGGUCAUCGUUAAUGAUCAGUCGGAGGGUGUUCAAGUGCUGGAAUCGAUGUAGAAGCACGAGGAAAAAGUAGGGAUGGGUUCGUUCAAUAAGAACCUUCGUGGUGCAGUGCACGGUGAGUUGUGUGACAUGGAUCUUUGCCUGGGUGGACCAAUGGUUGUUCCACCAUUUCCGAUCGAAGGAGCUAAUAAGACGAUCAUCAAUCUCGACCGUAGUGAGACUCUGAAUCCUGUUAAAAAUUCCGGUGAAGUAAACGUGAGGAACAGAGAUAUGCUGGAUACUCUUGAAGGCUGGAAUGUGUUCUGCGCGCCAACGAAAGCCAUUCCACAACCUGGGGUUUAA
Messenger RNA from Periconia digitata, 780 nucleotides. The record is from the annotation of a GenBank genome assembly. Lineage: Eukaryota; Fungi; Ascomycota; Dothideomycetes; Pleosporales; Periconiaceae.